Molecule: messenger RNA, 216 nt
Organism: Paracoccidioides brasiliensis Pb18
Exons: 2
Coding region: 1-216 (71 amino acids)
Source: RefSeq, a predicted model, not a curated record
AUGAGAAGCAAAACUACAAGUGAGAGUGAGAGUGAGAGUGAGAGUGAGAGUGAGAGUGAGAAUGAGAAUGAAAAUGAGAAUGCGUCUACAAAAGCUCAGAAGGGAAUUCUGACAGCGAAAGAAUUGGCUCAACGAGCCGUUAGGAGAAAGUCCGCUUACGAUAAAGAACAAACUCCCUUCAACCACGAUGACAGACACACCAAAGGCGGGUUCUGA